GAUAGGGACGAUUGAACUUAUUCUAUCUAAUAGUAACGGGAAUUAUCAAAUGAAUAGAAUAACUUUAACAUAAGAAUCCGUUUCAAAAGUUUAGAAUCUUAUUCGAAAAUAUUUAAUAAAAUUGGUAUGCUAAUUUCAUAUUAUUUGCACGAAGAAGGCAAAAUGGAACAUAAAUGUGAUUUUAAACCAAACGUUUCAUUAAAAUAGAAAUAGAUACAAGCAGUCGAUCGACCCGUGUUAUUUUUGAGGAGAUAUCCACACCAACUAUUUGAGUCAGCGUAACUGGUGAAGCGAGGGAUUCUUCACAACGUACUAGUCAACUACAUGAAGGCAUCCUACCAAAGAUCAUUAUUUUAAUAAAAGUAACAACAUCACAAUGAAAAAAGUACCAGAUAGUACCACUUUACGCAGCCCAGUCAUCGUGAAUCAUUCGGACUUGCGAAUUACGAUUAUUAGAGGGGACGUAAAACCAGUUCCCAAGGCCCACGAUAAAAUCAUGGUUUCCCCAAAAGAAUUAUUGUCCAAAUACUACAGUUACCAGCCUACUCCCAUAAAACAAAUGAAUUCAUCCCGACUGAAGACGCCAAAAAAAAUCAAAUCUAUAAAAAUUCAAAGUGUUACACCAGUUAUUAAGCAGCCAUCUAGCAAAGAGGCAGCCCCGCGGACUAGUUUGUUUGAUUUAGAAGGACCAGCAGAUUUUUAUAGGUAUAUGUGGGAGACGAAUACUCACUUGCCUCCAAAAAAGAGGUUUUGUCUUCAUAUGUUUUAUGGGUCUAAUAUAAAUAGACACCCGAAUAUAUUCAAAGUAAAUACUGGAAAUUGGGCUUCAGAGAAUAAAACAAUAUUGAAACAGAAAACCGAUAAAACAAGCGUUAUUACAUCGACUCCGAGGACAGUAAUUAAUUCAGAAAAUGUAUCGAAUAAAGUCCAAAUCGAUAAUUCACAUGCCUUGGAGCAAGAAUGCCUUAGUGAGGAUGAAGGCAUACAUCAUGAUCGUGAUGAACAUUGGCAAAGCAAUAUUGUUGAUAAUCAACCCAACCAAAUCCUAGAGCCUACACAUGACCAUUUGUACGCACAGCAGACUGACAUUGAUUACAAUGAGGACAAUAUCGAUUCAGAAUGCGACACCACGUGCUCUGAGGUAGAACAUAAAGGUAUUGACCAGACGAAAAUUACAAGAAGUAUGUUAAAAAAUGAGACGGAAAGUAUCGAUUUAUGCGAUACCACGGACUCGGAAUCAGAAGAUGAAGGUGCGAGUAUUAUACAAACAGAAAUGGCAAGGCGGAUGUUGGAUCCUAGAAUGGUUCCCAUAGGUGAUGGUAGUGUGUACGUGCCGAGAGAUUUCCUAAUGUGCAUCGAUUGGACCUCGUACACCAAAGCCACAAGAUCGUUAUUGACAUCAGUAUUCCCUCGCAGAAUGCUGGCAACUCAUUCAUUGACGGGAAAACCUCCCCCGGGCUUCCCAAAUAUGGCACGAAAGAAAAAAUUACCUAGCAAGUUUAUUGAUGACAUAGUUUACUGCGUUGCAGAGAAGUGUGGUGUAUCUGCAAGGCUAGUGCGUACCAUCAUCACGAUGAAGUGUACAAAUUCGAGCAAAUGCGAAAGAAAAAAAUUAAAGAAGGAUUAAUAAUUUUAAGUUACAGACGAAAAUAGCUUUUAAGUUAGGUAUUAAUAGGUUAGAUUUUAAGAAGAGUUAUUUUGACCAGCGAACAAGUUACAUUAGUAUUAAAACGACUCAGUUUUAGUGUAUCACUAUUAUUAUAAUUCAUCUUUAGCGAUUAAAAGCAUAAAUUAGGAAAGUCGACUGCACAUCAGUCUACACAUUUUAAAAUAACACCUAUUACAAUAGAAUAGGGGUAAAAGUAUGAAAUUGCCGAUUUUUUUUCGAAAUUU
Molecule: messenger RNA, 1893 nt
Organism: Ostrinia furnacalis (Asian corn borer)
Lineage: Eukaryota; Metazoa; Arthropoda; Insecta; Lepidoptera; Crambidae
Product: early boundary activity protein 2-like
Exons: 10
Coding region: 377-1627 (416 amino acids)
Molecular function (GO): DNA binding
Source: RefSeq, a predicted model, not a curated record